Cylicocyclus nassatus is the source of this 1137-nucleotide messenger RNA. The record is from the annotation of a GenBank genome assembly. Lineage: Eukaryota; Metazoa; Nematoda; Chromadorea; Rhabditida; Strongylidae.
GGAUGACAUCUCAAAUAAUAUUCUACUCUGCGGAACGCUGUUGUAUUUCAAUAUCGCACUUGUCUGGUCGGUACAAAGGGUUCUGGUAGACAAUGAGUGAAGCGGAUAUACCAACAAAAUGGAUUGUACUAACAGUCAAUCAAGUUCAAACAGUUGCAUUCGGUUUUUUAGCAAAAGAAGGUAUGAUCCAUUUCCCGUUGCUCAGAUCUCACUUACAGUGGCUGUCAUGUGUUGUUUUUGGUGUUUUUCUGGGCGUGUGUUUUGUGGAUUUGUUGUCAGAGGCAAUUCUGGAAUGCAACAAUUUCGGACCAGGAGAAUGUAGUGAUAAUAGAAGAUUCAUGUCGACAUGGCCAUUUUUCAUGAUUGGCUUCUUUGUUCUACGCAUUAUCGAGUACUUGUUGAGAAAAAUAUUCAUCUCUGAACUAUGCUAUCGCCACCACGACACCAGAGAAACCAUGGAAAAUAGGGAAAAUAGAGCGAGAAAAUAUGCUGCUACAAUCACACUGGUUUUUUCUUUAAUGCUCUACUCUGCAGUGGAAGGAAUCAGGCUUUUUGUCCAGUCAUUGUAUUCGAACUUUGCGAGUACAGCCUUCGGCAGAGUUAUUCCUUAUUCCAUAGUGGCCGUCUCGAUUGCGCUGAAGCUCAGCGAGGCAUCGCUUACUGUUUGCCUAGUUGCACUUGCCCUCAUAUUCUCUUCUGGUUUUCUUGGAGGAGUCAUUGGAUACGCCAUUCAAAAUCAUGACGAUUAUUACGUUGGACCAUCCUUUUAUCACUACGAGACGUUACCCACAUGCAACGAAUACAUCUCCUCCGUGAUAAUGACACGGAAAAUUCUUGCGCAGACAUUGUUAGGAGCAAUGACUUUUUUCACUUUCUUCAUGGUGAAGCCAGAAUGCUCGAAAGAGUUGACUAAGCCUCACUACUGGGCGGCUUCUGCUAUUGGUUUUGCAUUAUAUGGCGGAUUGACAUACGUCAAAUUAUAUUGUACCUGGUGUUAGACCUUUUAAAUUGCCAGUUACACAUGUGGUCGUACUGGGUAAAGAACGAAUGGUAUAGCUGCCUUUGACGAGUAUAAGUUGAAAAGACUAAUUGGUUGUACUUAUCAUAUGUUGUAAUGGCAGGAACUAUAUAAAAAAG